Molecule: messenger RNA, 537 nt
Organism: Tetrahymena thermophila SB210
Lineage: Eukaryota; Ciliophora; Oligohymenophorea; Hymenostomatida; Tetrahymenidae
Product: NUDIX hydrolase
Exons: 1
Biological process (GO): DNA protection
Molecular function (GO): 8-oxo-7,8-dihydroguanosine triphosphate pyrophosphatase activity
Source: RefSeq, a predicted model, not a curated record
AUGUCUACUAUGGUAAAUUUCCCAAAGUACUCUCACUGUACUUUACUCUUUGUAUAACAAGCAGACAAACUUCUUUUGGGUAUGAAAAAAAGAGGAUUUGGUGUUAAUUUAUGGAACGGAUUUGGUGGAAAAGUUGAUCUAAAUGAAACUGUUAGACAAGCUGCAAUUCGCGAAACCUAAGAAGAAUGUGGUAUUACUCCUAUCGAUCCUAAGUUUUUGGGUUUACUUAAAUUCAAUAUGAACUUAGACUAAAAGACCAUUAUAGUUCAUGUCUUUAAAUCUACUGAAUAUACCGGAAACAUAACUGAAAGCGAAGAAAUGCUUCCUAAAUGGUUCGAUAUAGAUAAAAUUAAUUAUGAUGUAAUGUGGCCUGAUGACAGAAUUUGGUAUCCUGAUAUGUUAAAAACCAAUGUCUUCUUUUUUGGUGAAUACGAUUUUUAAGAGCAUUCAGUAAUCACCUCUUCAAACCACAAAAUAGUAAAAGAAGAAGAAUUACUAGCUUUACAAAAAUAAUUAUCAAAAAUACCUUUAGACUGA